AUGCGGGACGCGAGUCAGGAGGCGGAGCAGGCUUUGAUGUGUCCGCCUUUGAUGUGGGGCCGGGCUAGUCGUGAAGUGGACUUGAAGGGCGAUGACGCGGGCUUAAUGAACAUGGGCUUUGAGUUGUGCGGGAGUGGGCCGCGAGGCAGGGGGUCGGCGAUUUCAGGCUUUUUGUUUCGCAAUUUCCGGGCAACCUGCUACCCGCCUAAGCUGGAAAAAGUAAUCAGGAAAAUCUUCCGCUUACUGAAGCGUUGCCAGGGUGGCAUCAACUUGCAACAUCUUGCCUCGGGAAGUACGCCUCCUCCCUUCUGA
Molecule: messenger RNA, 312 nt
Organism: Linum trigynum
Lineage: Eukaryota; Viridiplantae; Streptophyta; Magnoliopsida; Malpighiales; Linaceae
Source: the annotation of a GenBank genome assembly